Messenger RNA from Dreissena polymorpha, 2073 nucleotides. RefSeq lists its product as uncharacterized. Bases 1 to 2073 code for a protein of 690 amino acids. Lineage: Eukaryota; Metazoa; Mollusca; Bivalvia; Myida; Dreissenidae. The transcript is spliced from 2 exons. The record is from RefSeq and is a predicted model, not a curated record.
AUGGGGAAGAAAACAGAAAAGAAAGUUAGACCUCGUGCGUUGGGUGUUGACAACGUAGAGUUGUUUGACAUUACGUGUUUCUCGUGCCAGAAGCACCAUAAACUUCUACAGGAUGGUCAGUUUCACUGUAAAUACUGCGGUGUCAUGUGCGAAAAUUGUGCCUCUGAGCACCAGAAGACCCCUAAACAGGCCGGUCAUUGGGCCGACAAGAUACGACUGAUUAGCCAUUUUGAGACUCCAGUUGUUCCAACAUUCAAUUUCUUGGAAAAAUGCGAAACGCAUCCUAAACGGAGAAUCAAAAGUUUUUGCUUGGACCACGGGGCCUUGUGUUGCAAUGACUGCACAAGAGACUUGCAUGCAGGUUGUACGAUCGAUGCUAUUAAAACUAUGUGUGAAGAUGUGCUCACAGAGGCCGAAAUGGUAGAGUCCAAAAAUGAGUUGUCCGAUUUACGCAGACGUGGCAAAAAAGCUGGCAACGCUAAGAAACAAGAGAUUAUUAACAUGGCCAGACAAGCCACAUUAUUUGAAAAUUACGUGAGGGAUUUGAGAGAACGCAUAAAUGUAAUGUUCGAUAGUAUGGUUGCCGCCAUUGUAAAAGAAAAAGAUGAGUUUUGCAAAGCGGAGAGUCAGCUAAUAGAAAAAGACGCAACACUCUGCGAUGAUCUUGGUCCGAUGUUUGAGGUAGCUCAGAAACAUCUUGAUGAAGCUUACAGGGGUCGUAAAAAGGAAGAUAUGUGGAUAGCGAUGAAGAAACUUGAAGCCAUGAUAACGCAUUACGAUGGAAUUGUAACUGGUGUUGAAAAUGACAAAAGCGAGGUUAGGUUUGAAUUCGUUCCAAACGCAAGUCUACAAGGAAUAUUGGAGGCUCCCGAAAACAUGGGUAAAAUGAAAGUAACAUCAUCCAGACUUUACGGAAACAACACUGAUCUUACUUCAAAACGAAAUGAUGCGCCCUCGAUAAGAAAUGCUGAUUCCAAAUUCAAGCCUCCUUGGGAAGGUGACGACAUUAAAGCGCACCCUUCUCCCUGGGUCAAAAGUACCAAUUUGCUGAGCAAGUCCAAGACACCCCUUCCGGAUCUUAUCCGGCAUUCUCUGGGGCCUAGACCAAACAGUCUGCCUCAGGGGAUACGGACAGCUCGAGGCACGAUCAUGACGAGAACAUCAAACGGUCUGGUAACGCCCAAAGUCGGCAAACAGUCUGACAAAGGCUAUCAUCUCGCCAAUAACUCUAAAGCGAAGGUCAUCGGGGAAGUGUUCGGACCUAAGAAUACAAACAUGAAAAUAACAUACAUUGGCCGUAAGGAGAUAAUGGCGGAUUUCGACGCAGAACUAACGUCAGUGACAGGAUCAGCCUUCCUUCCUAAUGGCAGGUUAGUGUUGAUAGACAAUCACAACAAGAACCUAAAAUUGUACAGUUCUGAAUAUGAGUUUUUGUCUGGGAUAGCCUUGGAAGAACGACCUUGGAAUGUGACGAGCUGUUACAAAACUGUCGUCGCUGUGUCUUAUCCGUACGAUCAAUCGGUCGAGAUUAUCACAACAGGGAUGGAUAUGAAAAUUGAGGCGAAAAUAAAAACGGACAGAACCUGUCACGGAUUGGCGUUUCAUCAAGUUGAGAAAUGGCUGUACAUCGUUUGCGGUUCCGGUAAGAAUGCUCAGAUUCAGGCUUAUUCGCUAGACGGCCACUUGCGGAAAGUCAUCAUCCCGAAGCACGGCGUAUUUCAAGAACCAGUUUACAUUGCAAUAACCUCAGACAGCAAGCGUAUGUUUGUAUCGGACCUUGACAAUGGAAUUGUUGGCUUCGACACGAAGUCUGGAGACGUGAUUUGCCAAUUCAGAAACCCGGACAUUAAGCGAUACUGGGACAUAAAACUUGAUCCCGACGGCCACGUGUUUGUGCUGACCACUGACCCCGAUUGUAUCUAUGUGCUGACGGGGUUACAUAACGGUCAGCUGCUGAAGGAAUUUCGACCGGAGCUGAGUAAACCGUGCUCAAUCAGCUACAGCCCUAUCAAUAAGGACCUGGUCAUCACGCGAUGGAAGGUUGAGGAGAUAGAAGUUUACAGAUUUGUUUGA